This is a messenger RNA of Monascus purpureus, 2181 nucleotides long. NCBI's taxonomy places the organism in Eukaryota, Fungi, Ascomycota, Eurotiomycetes, Eurotiales, Aspergillaceae. The record is from the annotation of a GenBank genome assembly.
AUGCUUGCGUGCUCCCUGUCUCUUCGGCGGAGUCUGCUACUUCCCUCGGCCAAACACCUCUCCCCCAGGACGCUUCGAACUAUUAUUCAAAGCCCCCAGUUCUUCCCUCCGUCGUCGUCUUGCGUGCAGACUCACCGGACCUUCAUUCGACCUGCCUCCGUCCUUCCGUCAUUACCCGUCGGAGCUUCGAGAAACGCAUCGGUUUCUGCCUGGGCCAUCGCACUCACAGUCCUCGCUCUCUGCGGAGGAACUACUUGGUUACGGUAUAACUCAGAUUCUACGGAAGAAGAGAUUCCAGUCAAUCCUCCUGCCUCACGACCUGAGCACGAUCCGUUCCUCGGGAUACUUGACACGCUCAAGACAAUGCCUGUCGAAAUUCCUCCCGGACACGUGGGGAACCUCUCCUUAGAGCAGGAGGCUAAAUUGCAGGAGCUAUGGAUUUUGACACUGAAAGUCUUCGGUGUGAAUGUUGAUAUGCUUGAACGAGCACGUAGCAAGGCCAGUAGUAAGGAAUCAGCGCCGCAGGAGAAGAAGAAGGCCAAACGCGGGUUUGGAUUCUUUGGGGGUGGAGGAAAGGAUACUGCAACCGAGACCACAAAGGACAGCAACUCCAGUGAUCCCCUUGCCAGCACCCUAGCCACCCUGAGUAUCGCGGACGGCGAUGACAAGUACGGGCUGUCCAAGCAGUUCCAAAAAGCCCUGACCGAUAUGACUCCGGAGCAGAUACGCACCACGUUCUGGACCAUGGUCAAGCUCAACAACCCGGAUUCUCUACUCCUCCGAUUCCUGCGUGCCCGUAAAUGGGACGUCAAGAAGGCUCUGAUCAUGUUCGUCUCUACCAUCCACUGGAGAUUGGCGGAUAUGCAUAUCGACGAUGACAUUAUGCUGAAUGGCGAGGCAUUCGCCUUGAAGCAAUCGGAGAGUUCAAACCCCAAAGACCAGAAAUCUGGCAAAGAGUUCAUGUUCCAGCUUCGACAGGGAAAGAACUACUUCCGCGGAGUCGACAAGUUUGGCCGACCGAUCGUUGUUAUCAGCGUUCGCAAGCAUAGAGCAGGUGACCAGAGUGUUCCGGUCAUGGAAAGAUACACUGCCUUCACGAUCGAAGUGGCCCGGUUGAUGCUGGUUCCUCCAGUAGAAACCGCAACCAUCAUCUUCGAUAUGACCAACUUCGGUUUAGCAAACAUGGAUUACGCUCCGGUGAAAUUCAUGAUCAGGUGCUUCGAAGCAAACUACCCGGAGUCUCUAGGAGCUGUCCUUAUCCACAAGGCUCCUUGGAUCUUUUCAGGCAUUUGGAACAUCAUCAAGGGAUGGCUUGACCCGGUAGUAGCCUCCAAGAUCCACUUCACGAAUACCGCCAAAGAUCUUGAAGAAUAUAUCCCCCAUGACCGAAUCAUGAAGGAACUCGAUGGCGAGGAUGAAUGGAAGUACGAGUACAUCGAGCCUCAUCCGGAGGAAAACAAGAAGAUGGAAGAUACUACCACUCGUGACACACUCAUCGCCAAGAGAGGUGAGCUUUCAAAGCAGGUCGAACAAGCAACCAUAGCAUGGAUUCAAGCUACGAAGAGCGGUGACAAGGACGCCAAAGCUGCUGCCACAGAGAAGAGAGACAAUGCCAUUAAGAAACUCACGACUCUAUAUUGGGACCUUGACCCUUAUAUCCGGGCGAGAUCGAUUUACGACCGAUUCGGUAUUAUCAAUCCAGGUGGGAAGAUCAAUUACUACCCAGACAAGGGAACGGAAACCCCGGCAACCAACGGUGCCUCAUCAGUGAAUGGCACCAAGACUGCAGCGACUGAAGCAGAAGUCCCCAUCAAGGAUGAGACUGCACCGUGAUAGUUUCUUUGAGCUGUGGAGGAACUGGAAGAAGACUUGUUCCCCUCCCCUCCCUUUCUAACCUGUUCUUUCUCCUCUAUGUGAAUGUGUGCGUGUUCCUCUUAGACCUGAUUUCUAGAGAUACGUUCCCGUUGCUAUAUUAUCUUCCCUUCAUUUUUUAUUUUUGAAUAUCUGAUAUUCCAUGCCGAGAUCUUGUAUAUGGGGGCUAGUAAGUAUGUAGUUGUCAGUUCCUGGAUAAGAACCUUAUUCCCUGGGACCAGAGUAAAGUACAAAACUUGUAAGCCAGUUUUUGUAGGGCACGUGGAGACCUUCUAAUCCGGAUGUUAAUCUACUGCUACCAAGCGUUUC